Schizophyllum commune H4-8 is the source of this 833-nucleotide messenger RNA. RefSeq lists its product as uncharacterized. The transcript has 4 exons. Bases 243 to 746 code for a protein of 167 amino acids. The record is from RefSeq and is a predicted model, not a curated record. NCBI's taxonomy places the organism in Eukaryota, Fungi, Basidiomycota, Agaricomycetes, Agaricales, Schizophyllaceae.
UUCGAGUCGGUAGUGCCCACCAUUGUCUUCGCCUAUUCGUAGAAUCUCCCUCACUCAUCAGUACACAAAGCGAAGAAAAGAGCCCCCAAUCAACGGGAAUCCUCCGCGCGUAUCGAUGCGAGGCUGUACGGGACAAGCAGCUGACCGUCUGGGCUUCGCGCCGUUCACUUAAAAGACGGCCCCAAUAGCGAGUUCUGCAAUCCUCUUGCCUUCGUACGACCGCCUACGCCAGACUUCUGAAGAUGGACCUCACCCUCUCCACAUCCGACAUCAUGGAAACCGUCUUCAGCGAUGGCACUGGGCGUGCACUCUAUCGCACGCAUACCAAUCACCCUGCCGUCCCGCACGAGACGGCGCUCUACCGCGUAGCGUCCGAGUCUGGCGGAGACCUUCGAGUCGGGCAGGUCACUCUGGCCGGGAUACGCGACCAUUUGGUCGUAGUGAAUGGCCUGGAUGUUACGCCGGUGAAAAAGAAGAAGCUGUCUGCCUCGCAAACGUUCACCGCGUCCAAUGGUCGAUCGUACAAAUGGAAAUCGAAUGCUAUGGGCAGCUUCACUCUCGUAGACGACGAGACCAAGGAAGACAUCGCAACUUAUGAACGCCACUCCGUGCUGUCAUCGCAGUCGAACAGCCUUCACAUCGAGCCAUUCACCGUCGUAGGGCAGCGGUCAGCGGAAUGUCGUAAAGCUGGCAUACGAACAUGUGUAGUACUACUGUGUUCUGCAGGUCGUCGCAGUGGGGCCUGACUUUGGCAGUUUAUGAGCCUCGAAUGUCGAUGUAAGCGCGCUACAUGUAGCAAUUGGCUAGAACAAGACUCUCCACUCCAAUAUGCA